AUGAAUGACAGCGGGGGUUAUGUAAGGAGCCACGCGGGGCAGGAGUGGACAGUCCGAGCGGAGAUCAGGCUGCCGCUGUUGCUCUUAUCCACUUUGCAGGUUCUUCCUCCCUCUUCAGCGUGCCCCUCGCUCUGUCCCGUGCGCCUUCUCCAAUUCAAACUCCUCCAGCAGAAAUGCCACUCCAGCGCCGUCUCUGAUCCUAAAAACACCAAACAAACACUGGACGCACGGAUAGUGGGGGCAACCUCUCGCGGACCGCCCUCUCGCCUCGCACUUUCACAAUGUCCAGGUCGCGGGACACAUGGCAGCGGCGUCCAGUGGCCGAGCGAGUGUGUUGUUAUUGGUCCUGUGCUUAAAACCAAUGAGCUGUUCACAGACCCCAGAGGCCUUCUGAAUAUGUCCUGCACCAACGUCGAACUCCGACAGAUUGUCCAUCACAACACACAGGACCCCUCAAAGGACCUCUGGCACACCGUCCCGCUGCUAACUCAUGGCUGCACCAUUACCCCCUCCUCCUUCAUUUACCCCUUUCCCCCCAGCACCGCUGCGCUCCACCUCUUUGGCUCUGCCCUCCCCAGUCCCAGUCUCCAGCACAACUUUCUGACCCACUUCCUCUCUCCUCCCUGGCCUCCUGAUCAAAGCCUGCAGGACGGCAUCGCCUUGGGCAGCGGAGAGGGAGCGCGCACCAGCAACGGGGGGAUGAAGGGAUCGCAGCUGAAAGAGGGAGAGAGGAAGAGACAGAUAGAGAGGGGAUAG
Knipowitschia caucasica is the source of this 756-nucleotide messenger RNA. Lineage: Eukaryota; Metazoa; Chordata; Actinopteri; Gobiiformes; Gobiidae. The record is from the annotation of a GenBank genome assembly.